CUGACAUUUAUAAAAAAUUGAGGUUAAGUUAUUAAUCAAAAAUCAAAAACGUUUCAUUUCUAAUCGCGAAAAACGAGUUAUUUCACUAUUAUAUUAUUAAAUUGUUAUAUUAAAAAUCACGAUUAGUUUAAAUUCAACUUCAUUAUUCAAUCCGCUAUUAAUUCAAUUAUCUAAUUAGAAUAAAAUAAUCGCAACCAUCAAGUUCAUUCUUCCGAAUAAUCUCGUAAAAUUAAUAUAUUCGCAUAAAUUACAAUAAAUAACACAAAUCAUCCCAAAAACUGAAUAAAACGAAGAAAAUACAUAACCUCAAACGCCACGUUGUGACGUUUAUAACACGUUCUUAACCUCAAAAAAAAAAGGUUAAUCAUAAUAAGCGGUGUUUUUGGUUUUUAGUUUUAACCAUGAACCGAUCGCGAUCGUUUAGAAGAGGUGGAAAGCGGAAUUUUAAUCAAAAUCAAAGAUCUGGAGCUAGAAAAUACGUGUCAGAUGUACCACAGGAACAAUUAAACGAAAAAGAUGUUGGAAUAACCGAAUAUUUAAGUGACUUAGCUGGGUUUUCGGGGAUCCUUAAAGCUAGAUACUCCGAUUUUCACGUUAAUGAAAUAAAUCGUGAGGGAGAAAUUGCAAAAUUUUCUACAACGGAAAUCCCUUCAUUGAAUACAUCAACUCCCAGAGAUGGUGUUAUUCCGAAAGAGAGUCCAUGUGAAUUUAUUUCUCAAGAAAAAUGGGAUGAAAUAGCUACUAUUGUUGAUGAUGAUAAAGGAAAAAUUGUGGAAUUAGAUAUAAGUGAUGUUGAUAAGGAUACUCGAGGGAAAAUUCAUCGCUGUGUCAAAGAAUAUUAUAAACGAAAAAUUUGUGCUUCUACUAUAGAAAGGGAUGGUAAAAAAUACAUAGAGAUUAAAAAAUUUAAUAAAGAAGAAAAAUUCGACGACAGAGUUGAAUGGACAAAAGGAGAUUAUGUUCAUUUUUUAGUUUAUAAAGAAAACAUGGACACUCUUGAAGCAGCUAUGAGAAUAAGCAGUUGUUUAAAUAUAAAACCAAACUCCUUCACUUAUGCAGGAGUAAAAGAUCGACGCGGAAAAACCACCCAGUGGUUUUGUGUUAAAAAAGUUGAACCAUGGAAGUUAUUCAAAAAAACUAAAUGUAUAAGAAACCUUCGUAUUGGAAAUGUUUGUUUUAAAGACACAGUUUUAAAACUUGGAGAUCUUACCGGGAAUCGUUUUCGAAUUGCUCUUAGAAAUAUUACUGUUGAUGAUCAAUUAAUAGAAGCUGCUAUGAAAAUGUUGGAAGAAAGGGGUUUUAUUAAUUAUUAUGGAUUACAACGAUUUGGACAUAGUAAAGAAGUUCCUACUUAUGAUGUUGGAAUAAAAUUAAUUUUAGGACAAUUUAAAGAGGCUUGUGAAUUAAUUUUAAAAUGUAAAAAACAUGAAGAUCCUAAUUCUGAUAUUUCAAAAGCUAGAAAUAUUUACAACACAACUAAAGAUGCUGAAAAAGCUUGCGCGGAAUUCUCCGAAAACGAAAACACUUGUCUAGAACAUAAACUUCUUGUUGGUUUAUCGAAAGUAAACAAAAACGAUUACGUGACUGCAUUGGAAAAUAUUCCAAGAAAUAUGCGACUUUUGUAUCUCCAUUCGUUCCAAGCUUUAAUUUGGAAUAAAAUGUGUUCGAUUAGAAUAAAAGAGUUUGGUUUAAAACCGAUUGUUGGUGAUUUAGUUUUUUGCGAUGACGAAGAAGAAGAAAUUGAACAGACUGAAAACGAAGAAAUUGAGAACAAUGAAAAUAACGAUCAAGAAAAUAAAGUUGAGGAAAAUAACGUAAAAAAUUUUAGUAGAAAAAAAAAAGUUAAGUUAUUAACUAAUGAUGAUUUAGUUAAUUAUAAUAUUUACGAUGUUAUUUUACCUCUACCUGGUUAUGAUGUUAAAUAUCCGAAUAAUAAAAUGGCAGAGUAUUAUAAGGAAACUUUAGAAAGUUAUGGUUUAUCUGUAGAAAUGUCGUUUCAUAACGUAAAGUCUUAUUGUUUAUCAGGUACUUAUCGUAAAUUACUCCGCAAAGUAAACAAUCUUUCCUGGAAAAUAAUGAAGUACGAUCAUCCCAACACCGAUUUAAUUCGUUCGGAUUUUGAUGAAUAUCAAAAUAGAAAAGAACCAGAAGAUGACCCAAAUGGUGCUUAUAAAGCUUUAAUAAUCGAUUUUUGUUUAAAAUCUUCCAGUUACGCUACAAUGGUUAUAAGAGAAAUUUUAAAAACCGAUACAUCUACAACAACUCACAUUAAAUUAAAUGAUUAUCAUAAGAAUACAAGUGAAAGUGUUAGUUCUGGUAAUUUAACAAUUGAUGGACCAGCACCUGAUAGUUUACUUUCUGAUCCUGAUAAAUAUGAAGAGUUUAAAAGAAGUAUUUUUGGGGAUGGAGAUUCUAAACGAAAGUUAGAGGACGAAACUGAAGAUAAUAACAAAAAAAUUAAAAUUGAUUAAGUUUUUUUUAAUGUAGUAUUAUUUUAUACUUUGAAACAAUAAAAACUUGUUAAUAAUGGAAUAUAUUAA
This is a messenger RNA of Onthophagus taurus, 2540 nucleotides long. The record is from RefSeq and is a predicted model, not a curated record. NCBI's taxonomy places the organism in Eukaryota, Metazoa, Arthropoda, Insecta, Coleoptera, Scarabaeidae.